Oldenlandia corymbosa var. corymbosa is the source of this 1087-nucleotide messenger RNA. NCBI's taxonomy places the organism in Eukaryota, Viridiplantae, Streptophyta, Magnoliopsida, Gentianales, Rubiaceae. The record is from the annotation of a GenBank genome assembly.
AACAAAGUGGACUUUACAUCCACGCCGCCCCGAUACGUAUAAGCCAAAAGCCCAUUAAAUUAAGAAUUUCCAUCCUCUGGGAUCCAGUCCAGGACCAAAUGAGCCACCAACACUGUAUAUGUUCCGAUGCAUUAGAUCCACCAGAAUGAGAACGACAUAUCUUCUGAAUACCGAAGAAAUCGCUGCCUGACGAGGAAUCAUAGCCAUCGAAGCUCUGUGAUUCUCAAAUAUGGUUUAUCACUCAAGUUUUGUUGACGACGAAGGGAUUAGUAAAGCUUGUGGAUGCCCUCUUCUUCCUUUAAAAAGCCAUAUAAAGGGGCCUGCUCCAGUUUCAGAUCAAGAUACAACUGAUAUUGUUGAUGAAGCAAUCACAUUUUUUAGAGCCAAUGUCUUCUUCAAAAACUUUGAUAUAAAAAGUUCAGCCGAUAAGCUUCUGAUAUAUUUGACAUUGUACAUAAAUGUGGCGUUAAAGAGAUUAGAGGGGUGCAGAACUUUGGCCGAAGGAACAAAAGCAAUUAUUAAUCUAGGUUUGGAAGACGUUCCUAUUCCUGGAGAAUCGGGGUUUCCUUUUCCAGGGCUAUUUCAACAACCUAAUUCUCAAAAAGAAGCAGAACUGUUCAGGAAUUAUCUAAGGCAAAUCCGUGAGGAAACUAGUGGACGGCUCCUGAGUGUUGCUUACAGGCACAAUGGAACUCCCAAUAAGUGGUGGCUGGCGUUUGCUAAGAGAAAGUUUAUGAAUAUCAUUGCUCCAUGAAGAUUUAUGAAAAGGACAACCAAUAUGAAGCACUCACAAAAUACAUCAUACAUGUUUAGUGUACUACUGAAAUGAGAGACUGAUAUGUGUACAACAAAAUUGUCUGCUUAUUUUCAGGGAAAUCAGUAAUAACCUACCAAAAGAGUUAAGAAAAAGUACAGAAACUCAAAAUAGGCUUCUUGUUUUGUCUUGCCUUAUAUUUGUAAUAUUCAGGUUUGCUUAUAGAUAUAUGAAAAAUUGGUUGCUGCAUACAUACACUGGAUGCUUGAGUUUUGCUCAUUGAUUGGAAAUGUCAAAGCCAUUCAAAUUUUCAGUCGAGCCUUGAGAGUGGAC